AUGCAACAGGAAUCUAAAGCCAUUGGACUCGCUAUCCUCGAGAAAAUCGGAUAUGACGCAAAAGAUGUCGCAGACAUUGUCAAUGACGUCGACAUAACUGGAACCAACACUCCCUUCAUACCAUCUCCCUUCAAAGUCGCUGAAUUGAUCACUGGACUGGACGUUGCUAUCUCAGCCCUCGCCAACCUGAUUUCAAAAGAUCGCCUGGGACAUACCCAGAAAACUGCAAUCAAUAUUGAUCAUGCUGCAUUGUCGAUUACGAAUCAUUUCAUAAACAAUGCUGAUGAUGAGAGGUUUGAGACACUGUUGCCAAAGUUGCAGGCUGCUAGUGCUGCUGAUCCAGCCUUGGUAAUUAGAGGCCGUUGGGCCAACCACUGGAACACGUGCUUCCGAUGUAGCGACAGAUGGAUUCAACUCGCUGCCCGAAUCACAGAUACACCCGAAGUAAACCUCGCUGCAAUUGGAUUCACACAACCGGAAAUCGCUCAGCUUCUCGAAUGGUGUUUAAAUGCUGACGAGAGAUAUUUACGAACAGUUGAGGCCAAGUUCCUUGAAUGGAAGGCAUACGAACUUGAAGCAGUCUUGUCGAAACUGAAUGCAUGUUGUGCUAUUGUGCCUCGCUCGUAUGAUGAGUUUAUGCAGUCUGAACAUGGCAAACUAAGUAGUACCUGGGCUCCCGUCCAAUUAGUGCCUCAACAGCCGUCUGUGAAUGGUGCGUGGCAACCUGUGCCAUGGCAGACCUUAACGAAUCCUGCCAAACAAGGACUGCUGCAUGGGAUUAAAAUUGUUGAGUUGACUAGGAUGGUUAUGGGACCGGUUGCUGGAUAUAUGAGCCAUACUAUGGGUGCUAAUGUGAUCAAAGUGUCCUUGCCGGCUCUUGAUGAAGGCUUCUACGGCAAAAGAUGUGUCUUCGUUGAUCUUCGCUCCAAAGAAGGGCGUGAUACAAUUCGAAAACUAAUCCAAGAGGCUGACGUGUUUUUGGAAAACAAUGCUUUUGGAGCCAUGGAUCGAUCUGGUCUUGGUCCCAAAGACGUAUUCGAUAUGGUCAAGGAUCGUAAAAAGGGAUUGAUUUACGUACGAGGCAAUGCAGCGGGCUUUGAAGGGCCUUACAAGACAGCUCCCGGAUUUGACCACCUAGCUCAAUCUCUCUGCGGAAUGAUGACUGCACAUGGGGCUUAUCACAAAUUCACUGGAUCGUCAACCGAGCAUCGACCACAAUACAUUCCCUUCCAAAUCCUCGACAACACCACUGGCCAUCUCCUCUAUCUUGGCAUGCUGGACGCCCUCAGAGCACGAGCUACGAAGGGUGGAUCCUACAUAGUGCAAUCCUCUCUGCUACAAGGUGGUCUCCUCCUCCAAUCAUUCGGACAACACGACGCAGCAACCAUCGAACGUGCAUGGUCCAAGUACGAACCACAGGCAUCCGAAUCCUCAUUCAGUGAAAUCUAUGGAGCCGGAUCAUUCAGCUACUCGAUCAAGUUCCAGGACAAGCUGUUCAGGGAGGGGCACCCAGCUUCGUUUAACCCGGCCUUCUUUUAUAAAAUUAAGAAUUGUUAUUGGCCUAGUAUCAAGUAUCCUAAUGGAGGGUGUACGAUGUUGAUGGGAAGUCCGGUUAUUAAGAUGGAUGAAACGCCAUUGUAUUAUCGGCUUGGGACUAGGCCGUUUGGGUAUGAUACCGUGACCGAGUUUUUGCCGAUGGACCUUGUUGGUGAUAUGGUAUCACUUGGUCUGGAUUCAGAUGGUGUGGCUCUAUACACGAUGGACCGAUCUAAGUUAGAUGGUGGCCAACACCCAUCGCACCAACAGAGCCUCGUAGCCAGCAAGUUAUAA
Messenger RNA from Synchytrium microbalum, 1830 nucleotides. RefSeq lists its product as uncharacterized. Gene Ontology annotation, molecular function: catalytic activity. The transcript has 11 exons. The coding region runs from base 1 to 1830 and encodes 609 amino acids. The record is from RefSeq and is a predicted model, not a curated record. NCBI's taxonomy places the organism in Eukaryota, Fungi, Chytridiomycota, Chytridiomycetes, Synchytriales, Synchytriaceae.